Messenger RNA from Patella vulgata (common limpet), 5116 nucleotides. RefSeq lists its product as uncharacterized. The coding region runs from base 310 to 1500 and encodes 396 amino acids. Lineage: Eukaryota; Metazoa; Mollusca; Gastropoda; Patellidae. The record is from RefSeq and is a predicted model, not a curated record. The transcript has 2 exons.
CAUGUUUACUCGGCAAUAAGUGAAAUAGCUAAAGAAUAAACGUUCCUCUGGAAUUAUCCAAUACGAAGUUUCGGCACCUGUUGUGCUUUGUCUAUACUUUGUAAAUGUUCGAUCGUCUUAAAACCAUUGCAAGAACAAAAACGGACAAAAAAACCCGCAAGAACUAGUCAGAUGGUAAUCAAUAUCCGGAGCAAUAUGAAGUCUACUAGAAAAUGUUGGUGAUAAUAAAUGUUAUAUUAGAAAUUAACUUGAUGGUUUAUGUGGUAUCGUUAAAGAAUAAAACACGUUGUCAUCCAUGCCCGGGUCAAUAUGAAGUCUACAAGAAAAUGUUGUUAUAUUCCAAUAGUGUGCGUGUUUAUUUACACCGUCAUUAAUAUCGUGUGGUUUUAUAGAGGAUUCCUUCGACCAGAUUUUAAUUUAUACAAUUCUAGAUAUUCCAGCAAGGACACAGAAUGCCCGGGAGUUUUAUCACACAUGGUAAAAGGGUACUGGAAGCCACUCCCUCGUCUCUCGCAGGAAUUUAUAGGAAUAUUAAUUGACAGAUUUAGAACACAAGUCGCACGGAAUUAUCGUAUUCCUGAAAGUUACCAAAUGAGGAAUGGUUCAUGUGGUAAUAUUAAAUUUCCAGGCACUGUGUUUAGGGCAUUAUGUGACCCUAAAGGACCUACGCCAUGUUGUUAUGAAGGUUAUUGUGUGUCUAAAUCAAUUGAAGACUGUAAAUGUGAGGAAUGUUAUGAUCUAAGACAACGUAUUUCAGCCGAAUCUUCUACCUGGGUGCCAUCACAUCACGGUUGUCAAGUUGAUGAUUUUGAUUCUACCACAGCGUGUCGUUUACUCUAUAAUUCUACCAUAUUCUGGAGUGGAAAUUCUUUCACCAGGCAGAUUUUUAUGGCUUUAACUAUGAUACUUAAAGGUGAUCUGAGACAUUUAGUUGUUACAAAUAACACAGUUAUGGAGAAAUGUGAAGGCUUGAGUAACAUGUUUGGCUGGUGUCAAAAAUCAACAGAGACGAACCCCAUUGUUUGUAAUGGAACUGUCAAGAUGACGUUCAUUUCUAACCCUCGUACUUCAAAGACACGGCAUGUUUAUGGAGCUAUCGAUGAUCUCCGUGAUAAACCAAGAACCAUGAUAUUCCUGGGAUUAGGUAUCCAUGACAACUACAAUUAUACAAAGAUUCUGAAUGAUUAUAUCCAUCCAAUAUGGAAGCAUUAUAAUGCUAAAAAGUCUGUAUGGCCCAAAUUCAUGUGGGCAGCAGCUCAUGCACCUGGUCUUCUGCAGAAUCCACAUGGUCCGUUUCAACUAUAUAAACACUGUGCAAGUUAUAAUAAAUGGCUAAAUCCUCGUUUAGAGAAAUUAGGAGUACCUGUUUUUGAUACGUUUAAUAUGACUGACGGUGUAUCUAGUCACGAUGGAUGCCAUUACGGUAUGGCUGUAAAUAUGUUGAAGGCCAGAAUCUUUCUUCAUUAUAUAGCCGAAUUACAACGUAAGGGACAAUGGUGACAAUACUAAAAAUAAUAAUAUCUUAAAACAUGGGAGUGAUUAAAUUAUACAAUAACAUUGAAUUAAUUGUCCAUGCAACACACAGAUGAAAGAUUUCACUAUGGGUACCAAUGUUGUUCCAACAUAGUCUGCUUUGGCUUUUGACGACUUUAAAGAACUAUGGUUUGCGAGAAUAUGAGAACAAUUUGGUAAUUAAUUACAAUUAAAAAUAUACAGGAAGAGUUUCACAGAUGAUAAUAAAACAAAUUUACCGACGAGCAAGAACAAGCAAUAAACUGACCCAAAGCGUACUAUCCAGUCACAAGUGAACAAGUGAGAGGGCGUAUUUUGCAAGGCUAAAUCUAUUUGUUACUGCCAGCUCAUUUUUUGUCAAGGUCGUUGAGAUGUAAAUAAGGUUAGGGCACGUGAAAGUUGGCGAGAUUGUAGAUUAGGGUUAGGGUAAGCAUUGGGGCUAGGGUUAGGGUUGGGAUUUCGACCUAUGACCAAAAAUUGAGUCGGCUUUAUUAUUUAGUACUAAGUAUUUCACAGCACUCUGCAUUUGUGUCUUUUUACAAAUUGAUUGAUUUUGUAUGAUUUUCCUGUAUUUAGAAAAAGUUAAAGGGCAUUAUCUUAAUUACGACAAAAGCUAGAACUUAGGUGAUAAACACUUCCUGUUUCGCAUUUAGAGGGCUGUUAUUGUCCAAUAGACAUGUCCUGAGAUCAUUAGGACCCAAGACGCGUUAGCGUCGCGGGUUCUAAUGUAAAAUCUCAGGACAUGUCUAUUGGACAAUCAUCCUAAACUUAGGCUGCCUGUCUACAGCUAGAUCCGCAUGUGAACAGGCCUUAAGCUAAUUACCCGACAUUUUAAUUCCUACAUCGACGAUUUUAGUCGAAAACACUGAGUAUGCUUUUAGUAAUUUUUAGAAAUAUUUAUUUCUCUUCUAUCGUCAUAUUGAAUGAAAUUAAAUAUGUUUAUUUAGCCGCUGUGUGUAUGAAAGAUGUCAAACUAAUCAGCCGAAUCACAAAAUAGUCCUCUAAUUAUUCAAUAUGGCGGCGCCAAUAAAAGGUUAUUUCACAGAGGCGGUUUUGUUUGCGAAGACAAAUUUAAGAGUAUCUAACCUUGUUUUGAAAGAUUAACAGAUUGAAACUCUAAAGACAGUUUACAAUGGCAAAGAAUGUAUUGCAAUAUUACCCACUAGCGCAUAAUAUAUAUUUUACCGGAUUGGCAGAACUUGGCAUUUUGCUAAAGACAUGUGUUUACAUAAAACACGUGCUUGAUCGGGUUAUUUUUACUUUGUUGUGUACACAAAGCUGUAGUCCAGUCGAUAAGUCCCGCCCAAAAAUGAUCACGUGAGCGUUUUAAAUGGCGGCUAACUAGGGCAGUGAUCAUAAUGACGUAUGACGUAGAUGGAUCGCUGCGUGCAGUUUGUUGGACAAUAACACCCCUCUAAAUGCGAAACAGGAAGUGUUUAUCGACAUUGUAACAUGCUAUUUUAGGAUUUUAAAAGAAAUUACUAAAUACGCCAUACAGUGUGCUAUGAGGAAAACUUUGCGCCACUCUCCGGGCAAAUUUCCUUCAUAGCGCACGGCAUAGCGCAUACCCGUCUUCAUUAACCCAGUCAGUUCAGAAAACUCUGACGUUAAACCCCAUUUCAUUUUAAAAAAAAACACAACCUAAUAUAUUAUAUUAUGACGAUUGUUUUAAAAACAUUUUACACAGUAACUCUAUUCACUGCUACCAUUUCAUGACAAUAAUGAUUGUUCCAAUGGACUCUGGGGAGCCACGCUGGCUAGGUGGUUAAAACGCUUGCUCGCUAGCCUGGAGGUCGGGUGUUCGAUCCCUGCAUUGGCCGAGAAAGUUCAUCAAGGAUUUUCAAACGAGGUUUCCCCUUAUCAGUGGUGCAGAACGGAGGGACUGACAAGGACGCUGUCUAGUCCUUCGGAUGAGAUGAAAAACCGAGGUCCUGUGUAUAUAUUGGAAUGCACGUAAAAGAUCCCCUGACAGUUGGAAUUCGAUAUAAGAGUAGGCGAUAGUGCCGCUGCCCGGGCAAAAUUUCCCUCAUAGCACACUGUAUGGCGUAGGCCCAUCUUCAUUAGCCCAGUAUAGGAGCAGAAAAGUAGGACGUUAAAGCCCAUUUCAUUUCAGUGGACUUUGGUGGAACUAAAUAUACCUUUCUAAUUGUAAAAAAUAUAUAUUAAUGUCAAAAUAAUUCAGUUUACGUUUUAUAAUAUUUUUAAAUCAAGAAUGUUACGUUGAUCGAUAUGUUGAAUAUGUAUAGGACCAUACAUAGUUUCUUAAAACUCUAUUUCGAUAAUCCAAUUUUAUUGAGGUUUGCAGCAGCUGCCGUAGAUUUUUGAUUUUUUUUUAUCUAAAAUCAAAUAAUCAGUAGCCUUGUUAUUGAUGCUCAUAUAGAAGCGGGGAGAGAGAGAGAGGGGUGUUAACGCCCACUGGACACAAACUAGGUCAUUUCGGGACUAACAUAUGGUUCAAUUUUAUUUUAAUAAUUCGCUUGCGCGUAGGGGUCUUUAGCAGUGGGAGGAGGACCCGGAGAAAACCCAUGAGGUUGGACAAGCGACCCAACUCCUUGUCACGUACAACCGGGGAAUCGAAACCACCCCAGUUGAUUCAAUGAGAGACCUUAUGAUACAGCGCGCACGUGCUAACCAUUCGGUCAUAAGUAGUAGUUGAACGAUAGUCGUUUACGUCUGCUUUGUGUAGCACUAUGGGUCGUUUGACAGACGUGGAGAGCGGUCGACGCUAAACCCGAUCGCAACAACCGGCGUAUAACCCAUGCAUCGUGUCUUAUUACAUAUUUAGGAACAGGUCUUUAUCGUCUAGGUGGUUUUUUUUGGGCUCUGGCCUGGCUCCCUUGAUAGUCUAGGUGUUGGUUGGCUCUGGCCUGGCUACUGUUGCAGCUUUCUUCUUGUAGGACUUCGCCAUUGUGUUUCUUACGAUACCGACUCAAAUAAUUAACAGGAACAACGAUAGUUUUUUUUGCUAUACGUUUUUAUGUCACAACAGUUACACAAUAGUCUGCAUUACAAUAUUUAAAAUUAACAUCUCCCCUUCUCUGAACCCCACUCCUGUGAAAGUCUAACCCGAGGAGACCACUACAUCGUGAAAUGGUCGUCUAUAGAACCCAAUGCGUGUCUCAAAUAACUGUAUGGCUGGUAUGGCCUGCGGUGUGAGCUCUGCCGAAUGCUAUUUCCACACCCUCUUUUAUAGGUACCAAUUCUUUUGUCUGUGGUGUUUACGUAAAAGACUGAUAACAGCUAAAUUCCAAAUAUGGAAUGGACAUGCACCCCAGCCUGGAUAUCGACAGGGAUUGUUACCUAAUUUGGUCAACAAAUAUGAUAUAUGUUUUAUAGCAAAGAAACAUGUAAAUGACCAACAUGUUCAUUAAUCUAUAGAGCAGUUAACUUAUCAUAAUAACCAGCAUAUACUUUCUAUGUUUUUGGUUAUAAAGUUAGAAUCAAUAAUAUGAAAGAUAACGCUAUUGUUUCAGCUAGCAUAUUUCUCCAUUCUUUGUCUCUAGACCCCAUGUCCUGUUAUUGUCACAACAUUUCAUAAAAUCAUAAAAAAUUUAAUUUGAGUUUAAAAAAUAAACUUAUACCAUAGCUAAUAUUUUGGCCAUGG